Messenger RNA from Babesia ovata, 1146 nucleotides. Its product is annotated as DNA excision repair ERCC-8 isoform X2, putative. Bases 1 to 1146 code for a protein of 381 amino acids. Gene Ontology annotation, molecular function: protein binding. The record is from RefSeq and is a predicted model, not a curated record. The transcript has 2 exons. Lineage: Eukaryota; Apicomplexa; Aconoidasida; Piroplasmida; Babesiidae.
AUGAUUCCGGUUUUCAGCGUGGCGGGUCAGAGGACUGGCAUAGUAACACGUGCGCGGUUCUCUCCCGCCCCGGCGGAUCACAGGGCGGUAUCUGUAGAGACUGAGGGGACAAUCACGUUGAUUGACCUACCAAGCUUAAAGUAUGCCACGAGCAAUUGGUACGCGGUAAAGGCUGGUCCUUUUUCGCAGGCGACCCACUCACCGCUAGAUUUCGCUUUCAGCUCCGAUGGGCGUCUGAUGUUUGUGGCGGAUUCCGGCGGCAAUGUGUCUCUAGACGCCGUGAAUGACAUCGGGAAUCACUUGUCGAGGGUGCAUAAGCACCUCAUCUCCAUUGAAAGCGCCCACGAUGGAGGCGUGUUUACCAUCGUGCCAUCCCCGGCCUACGAAUUCCUCCUUUAUACGGGAGGCGGCGAUGGGAUGGUGCGACUCUGGGAUCUCAGGUUCAUGGGAAAUGGGAACCCUAUGUUAAAAUUCGCGCAGGGUGGGGCCACGGAGCAGGGAGCACAUCCGGCCUCCACGAAGCCGGUGCAUGAAAUGUGGGCUCACAAAAAUGCAGUAUCCGCCAUCUGUUUCCCAGAAAAGAGCCUUAUGCUUACAGCUGGAGUUGAUGAAAACAUAAGGUUAUGGGACAAUACGCAAAAAACUGUUAUUGCCACCAUACGGAGCUACGGAACCGCCCUGGGUAUAUGGGAUAUCGCAUACAACCGGCCGCUAGACAGAGCGGUAGUGGUAGGGCAGUCCACGGACGUAUGGGCGUUCCACACUAAAGACUUCUGGGGGACCAGCGAGCCGGAUCAGCAUGACAUGGUACAGAUCGAAUUCGAAGACGACGACAUCAACACCGUCGGCGCCUUCGACAGAUGGCGCAAACCAUGCACCCACGGUACAAGUGUCAUCAUACCCACCCUCAACAACCGAAACGGUGCCAAAGUGUUGUUUAUUGACGCGAAGACGGGUAAAGAGUCACGGAGAGUCACCACGGACAUCGUCGACCGGGUACACACAGUGGACAUGCAUCCAAAUGUGUAUUCUGGGCUCAUGUUGACAGGAGCCGCCAAAAAUGCUUGCGCUGUGGCUACAGUGUGGAUGGAGAGCGAGCCAGAAUGUGCCAAAAAUCCUGAGAUGAGCCGCGCGGCGCCGACGUGA